AUGGCCGCUUCGUCUGCUCAUGCACAUCAGCAGCAACUCACGCCUACCUCCACCACCGACGGUGAGCACGAUGUCGCUUCGCCGCCCCUUCGACCCACGGAUCCAGUACAGCAGGAGGUAGAGGAGGACCGCGAGAGGGAGAGGCAGCGGCGGAUAUCCUCGCUUCCUUGUCCGGGUUGCGAGCAAGAUAGUGCUGGAGGAAGUGCUGUCGGUAUACGGAAUCGAUACAGGAGGGAUAUUGAAGAAAGCGCUGGACAGAAUAUCGCCAUCCCAGGCUCAGCGACUCAUGCCGAAAAGCACACCGUCAUGCCUUUUCUCGCCGAACACAUCCCCAACUCAUACAAUGCUGUCGGGUCGGCACCACAUGCCUGGACACCGCAGCAGAAGAAUGAGAGCGAGGACCAGCAGAUGAUUCUGGAUCUGCAGGCGGAGCGAGAGAACACCAAGUUCUGCUACCGGCAUUCACCAGAUAUGAAGUGUCGCAGACAAGCCAACGAACCCAGCAUGCAGGACCUGCAGACCUCCCUCUCCGCCCUGUCACAGUCUGACCAGCAGGCCAUUAGCCAUGUCUGGUCUCUCUUCAGCGCUGCGCCCGAAAAACACCGCAAUCUCAUGCUGCAAGGCAUCCUCACACAAUGCUGCUUCCCGCAGCUCAGCUACAUCAACAGCACACUGCGAGACCUGAUCAAGAUUGACUUUCUCGGCGCUCUACCCGCUGAGCUGGGCUUCAAGAUUUUGUGUUACCUGGAUACGGCGAGCUUGUGCAAGGCAGCGCAAGUGAGCCAACGGUGGAGGGCUUUGGCAGACGAUGAUGUGGUGUGGCACAAGAUGUGUGAGCAGCACAUCGAUCGGAAGUGUACGAAAUGCGGCUGGGGAUUGCCGUUGCUGGAGAGAAAGAGGUUGCGGAAUGAGAAGAGACAAAUUCAGCUGCGAGCGGCAGGUAGAGGGCUGAACGAGUGGAGUCCAGCAAUCACACCUAUACCUGAGGAGGUUCCCACGGAACGAGCGCUUGGUAAGAAAAGGGUGAAUGAAGAUGGUGAGGGAGCGCCUGGUUCAAGCAAGCGGGUGUGCUUCACCGAGGACACGAUCGCGGGACCAGCGCCGACUGCAGCAGAUACAGGCUACUUUGUCCCCACUUUACCUAAAAGACGACCUUGGAAAGAUGUCUACAAGCAGCGCUUCAAGGUUGGAACGAAUUGGAAGCAUGGCCGCUUCUCGACGAAGGUCUUCCGAGGUCACACGAACGGCGUCAUGUGUUUGCAGUUUGACGACAAGAUCCUGAUCACUGGUUCAUACGAUACUACGGUGAAAGUGUGGGAUUUGAACGCCACAGACGAAAGCACGGCUUGUUUGCGAACUUUACGAGGCCACACAAGCGGAAUCCGGUGUCUGCAAUUUGAUGAGAACAAGCUUAUGACUGGAAGUCUAGACAACACUUUACGAUUAUGGAACUGGAAGACGGGCCAAUGCCUCCGAGUCUUCCAAGCGCACACCGCAGGCAUCGUCACGCUCCACUUCUCCGGCCCGUGGGUGGCAUCCGGCAGUAUGGACCAGACCAUCCGCGUAUGGAACUCAGAGACGCAGCAAACCUUCCUCCUCCGCGGCCACACCGACUGGAUCAACAGCGUCAGAGUCGACGAAGCCAGCCGGACCCUCUUCAGCGCCAGCGACGACCUGAGCGUGCGACUCUGGGACCUCGACGCCAAAACCUGCAUCAAAGUCUUCGAAGGCCACGUCGGCCAAGUCCAAGUCGUCCUGCCCAUGCCCGCGGAGUUCGAACUCGACGAACACCGCGCUUGCUCCGCUCUCAUCGGCUCCAGCAACGCCAACGCCACCACCACCCGCGACACUGACGACGACGCCGAUAGUGUCGCCUCAGGCUCCGAACACCGCUUCGACGUCCGCGCCGAAACGCCCGGUUUACAGGACGAAGAGCCCUUCUGGCCCCACCAGCCCGACCGCCCCGCACCGCCGCGGUACAUGCUCUCCGGCGCGCUCGACGCCACGAUCCGCCUCUGGGACGUCCACUUCAACGCCGCCGAGCGCGGCAACACGCCCGGGCCUUCCUCCACCUCCACAUCCCCCCCUCCGCCCCAACAAAACCAAGCCCAACCCCCGGCUGCCGCGCCUCCAGCCGCGCCCCAACUCCCCUUCCGCAUCCUCCCCACCGACCCCCUCACCAACUCGCACACGCCCCGCGCAGCAUCCUGUCUCCGGACUUUCUUCGGGCACGUCGAAGGCAUCUGGGCGUUAGCAGCCGAUCACCUUCGGCUUGUGUCGGGGUCUGAGGACAAGAUGCUGAAGGUCUGGGAUCCGCGGACGGGGAAGUGCGAACGCACUUUUACGGGCCAUGCGGGCCCCGUGACGUGUGUGGGGUUGAGCGAUUGGGGGGUUGCGAGUGGGAGUGAGGAUUGUGGGGUGCGGGUGCUUUUGUUUGGGGAUGGGUUGGGGGGAGAGGGGCAUUCGACCGGUUAG
Saxophila tyrrhenica is the source of this 2475-nucleotide messenger RNA. RefSeq lists its product as uncharacterized. The record is from RefSeq and is a predicted model, not a curated record. Gene Ontology annotation, molecular function: protein binding. The coding region runs from base 1 to 2475 and encodes 824 amino acids. NCBI's taxonomy places the organism in Eukaryota, Fungi, Ascomycota, Dothideomycetes, Mycosphaerellales, Extremaceae. The transcript has a single exon.